AUGGAGACUGAAAAUGAACUAGAGCCCAAAGAAGGAUUGACAAUAAUGCUUCCUCUACCACCAGGAACUUUCCAAGACCGUGAAGACCUCAUUAAACAUGUGCGUGACUUUGGUGCCAAUGAAGGAUAUGUUGUGACCAUCAAGAAGUCCAUAAAAGAUAGAAGAGUCAUUCUUGGAUGUGACAGGGGAGGUGUCUAUCGUAAUAGGCGCAAAAUUGAGGAAAGUAAGCGCAAAAGGAAAGCAAUUUCACGCCUUAUAAACUGUCCUUUUGAAGUCAUAGGUAAAAAACAAGAUGACAUGUGGCUACUCACUAUAAAAAAUGGAGAUCACAAUCAUGAACCAUUGAAAGACAUGUCAGAACAUCCUUAUAGUCGACGUUUCACUGAGGAACAAGUCAAACAAAUCAAACUUAUGACUGAAGCUGGUAUAAAACCUCGUCAAGUGCUUAAAACUCUCAAGCAAAGCAAUCCACAACUUCAGUCAACGCCACGCCAUUUAUACAACCUCAAAGCAAAGAUUCGUCAGGGAAAGCUAUCAGUCAUGGAGGCAGAUAGAUCUAUGUCUGUUGAGGGGAAUAACAGUUCAUCUGAUGGUUCAUUAAACCAAAACUACCACCUGGUCCCUAAUUUUAUUGGGGGUAAAUGUGUAGAUUCUCAAGGUUGUGUAAUUGCUAAUGUUACAAAUCCUUUUUUUAUUGAACAUAAUUUUGAGAAAUUUAUCUUUUCUCGGGCAACACAAGAAGUUGUAUCUCAAGUUCCUUUGACCACAUAUGAAGAGUUUAAAGCAGCAGUUGUUGCAGCCAAGCAAGCAUUUCCUUCAUGGAAAAACACUCCUAUUACCACUCGUCAACGUAUUAUGUUUAAACUUCAGGAUCUUAUUCGCAGAGAUAUUGAUAAGCUUGCCAUGAACAUCACCAUAGAACAAGGAAAGACAUUAAAGGGUGCCAGAGGAGAUGUGCUUCAUGGUUUAGAGAUGGUCGAGCAUGCUUGUGGGAUGGCAAAUCUGCAAAUGGGAGAAAUUGUUCCUAAAGCUUAUAAUGGAAUUGAUACAUACUGCAUCAGAGAUCCCCUUGGAGUUUGUGCUGGAAUAUGCCCGAUUAACUUUCCUGCAAUGACACCCUUGUGGAUGUUCCCUAUCGCGAUAACAUGCGGCAACACUUUUAUUCUUAAGCCAUGUGAAAAUAAUCCAGGAGCUUCAAUGAUACUUGCAGCAUUAGCAAUGGAAGCUGGUUUGCCCGAUGGUGUUUUAAACGUGCAAAAUAUUGGCCAGGAAUCUCUAAGGAUAUCAGAGAUUGUUAAUUACAUAUGCGAUGAUGAGGAUAUAAAAGCUGUGUCAUUCAAUGGUUCAAUUACAAUCCGAAUCGGCCAAAGAGGUGCGGCCUAUGGCGCCAACUCGGCCUAUGUCACCAUUCAUAGUUCGAACCAGACCGGUUUGAUUGUUUAUGAAUAA
Molecule: messenger RNA, 1449 nt
Organism: Arachis stenosperma
Lineage: Eukaryota; Viridiplantae; Streptophyta; Magnoliopsida; Fabales; Fabaceae
Product: succinate-semialdehyde dehydrogenase, mitochondrial-like
Exons: 11
Coding region: 1-1449 (482 amino acids)
Biological process (GO): thymine catabolic process; L-valine catabolic process
Cellular component (GO): mitochondrion
Molecular function (GO): methylmalonate-semialdehyde dehydrogenase (acylating, NAD+) activity; DNA-binding transcription factor activity, RNA polymerase II-specific; malonate-semialdehyde dehydrogenase (acetylating, [NAD(P)+]) activity
Source: RefSeq, a predicted model, not a curated record